AUGGGCAGCAGCCGCCGCCGACCUGCAGCAGCUGCCGCCGCCGAGCCUGCAGCAGCAGCCGCCGCUCGACCUGCAGCAGCUGCCGCCGCCGAGCCUGCAGCAGCAGCCGCCGCUCGACCUGCAGCAGCUGCCGCCGCCGAGCUUGCAGCAGCAGCCGCCGCUCGACCUGCAGCAGCUGCCGCCGCCGAGCUUGCAGCAGCAGCCGCCGCUCGACCUGCAGCAGCUGCAGCAGCCGAGCCUGCAGCAGCAGCCGCCGCUCGACCUGCAGCAGCUGCCGCCGCCGAGCCUGCAGCAGCAGCCGCCGCUCGACCUGCAGCAGCUGCCGCCGCCGAGCUUGCAGCAGCAGCCGCCGCUCGACCUGCAGCAGCUGCAGCAGCCGAGCCUGCAGCAGCAGCCGCCGCUCGACCUGCAGCAGCUGCCGCCGCCGCGCCUGCAGCUGCAGCCGCCACCGACCCUGCAGCAGCAGCCGCCGCUCGACCUGCAGCAGCUGCCGCCGCCGAGCCUACAGCAGCGGCCGCCGCCGACCCUGCAGCAGCUGCCGCGGAGCUCCCUGCUACGACCUGGCCCCGCCCCGCUGUUGCAGCGGCCACGCUGUCGCCACUGUCUUGCGCCCGCCGCACCAACCACUGUCGGGGUGGCCGUAGUGGUAGUCGCUCUGGAGUGCGUCGUUCGGGAGCCUCUGGUAGUGGACAGGUGCAGCAGCCGUGCCCUCUUCUGGUCCAGCAGGCUCGUGAGUGGUACGCCGGUUUGAGCAGUCGGGGUGGCCGUAGUGGUAGUCGCUCUGGCGUGCGUCGUUCGGGAGCCUCAGGUAGUGGACAGGUGCAGCAGCCGUGCCCUCUUCUGGUCCAGCAGGCUCGUGAGUGGUACGCCGGUUUGAGCAGUCGGGGUGGCCGUAGUGGUAGUCGCUCUGGCGUGCGUCGUUCGGGAGCCUCAGGUAGUGGACAGGUGCAGCAGCCGUGCCCUCUUCUGCUCCAGCAGGCUCGUGAGUGGUACGCCGGUUUGAGCAGUCGGGGUGGCCGUAGUGGUAGUCGCUCUGUGAGUGAGGCAGCCGCUCUCGGUGCCAGUACGUCUGUUGCCCUCGGUGCAGGUGAGGCUACCACUCCCGGUACUCGCGUGUCUGCUACUCCAGGUGCUGGUGAGCCUACUGCUCUAGGUGCUAGUGCGUGCUAG
Messenger RNA from Closterium sp. Yama58-4, 1170 nucleotides. The record is from the annotation of a GenBank genome assembly. NCBI's taxonomy places the organism in Eukaryota, Viridiplantae, Streptophyta, Zygnematophyceae, Desmidiales, Closteriaceae.